This is a messenger RNA of Orbilia oligospora ATCC 24927, 1065 nucleotides long. RefSeq lists its product as uncharacterized. The record is from RefSeq and is a predicted model, not a curated record. Bases 1 to 1065 code for a protein of 354 amino acids. Gene Ontology annotation, biological process: isoprenoid biosynthetic process. Gene Ontology annotation, molecular function: prenyltransferase activity. The transcript is spliced from 7 exons. NCBI's taxonomy places the organism in Eukaryota, Fungi, Ascomycota, Orbiliomycetes, Orbiliales, Orbiliaceae.
AUGCCUCCCGCCGCCGAGCUGCAGCCCCAAAUAAAUGUAAACGGCCACCACCAUGCCAUUAAAAAUACAAACGUAACAAUGCAGGAAGUUUAUCCAGACAAAUUCCCAUGGUUAUCUCAAUAUCCCAAGCUCUCAGAUGAGAUAGCACUUGAGCCAUGCGAUUAUAUCGCAUCAGCGCUUUCGGGGGGUACCACCAAGGCGUUAAUCGAUGCCCUCAACAUUUGGUACGACGUUCCGGAAAAAUCUCUGGAAACCAUCAAAAACGUCAUCUACUGGGUUUUCAUUGGGACUAUGAUAAUGGAUGAUAUCGAAGACUACACAGACAUUCGACGGGGACAGCCGGCGACACACGCGGUGUUUGGAAUGCCUCAGGCGGCUAAUUCUGGAUGCUAUUCGCUCGUUAAAGGGAUUUUUGAGGCCCAGAAGCUGUCGCUCUCCGCUGUUGCCAUCUAUCACGACGAACUUCGUGAACUUCAUGUCGGACAGUCUCUCGAAAUUCAUUACAGAUUUCAUGUAAAGUGUCCAUCCGAAGCGGAAUAUAUUCAGACCAUUGAUGGAAAAACCGCGGGCCUUUUCAGAAUGGUAUCCAGACUGAUGAGGGAUCAGGCUACCCAGAAUAAGGAUCUCGAGGUUGAGGAACUUUUCACCCUCAUCGGCCGCUUUUACCAAAUCCGCAAUGACUAUCAAAAUCUCAAUUCUCCAGACUACGCCGGAGGGAACGGCCCAUUCGCCGACCUCGACGAAGGCAAAUACUCUCUCAUGCUAGUCCACGCCCUCAGUAACCAAAAAACAAACCUCCAACUCCAAAGCCUUCUUCAACAAAGGUCUCAACAGGGAUCUCUAACCAGGCAACAAAAAGAUUUGAUAAUGAAAAUCAUGGCGAAAUCGAAAAGUCUAGAGUAUGCUGCGACGGCGCUUGAAGAUCUAUACGUCGAAAUCGAUACAAAGUUGGGGCAGAUAGAAGCUAAGCUUGCGAAGAAAGGGUUUAAAACCUCCGAGAACCGGAUGAUUAGGGCCAUCAUGUCGAGGUUGAGGUUAUCCAAACCCUCUCCAAAAGCAGCAUGA